This is a messenger RNA of Prunus avium (sweet cherry), 670 nucleotides long. NCBI's taxonomy places the organism in Eukaryota, Viridiplantae, Streptophyta, Magnoliopsida, Rosales, Rosaceae. The record is from RefSeq and is a predicted model, not a curated record.
GGUAAAUCCCUCAGUCAUGGACACAAUAGACUUGUCAAAUGCAACGCGCAAAGAAGCUCGUAGAGCCUGUAAUUCUAUCUUUCAAUGGUCCUUUGGUAAAUACAAGAAAGUUCAUGCUUUUGUAGAAUUUGUUACCCGUAUUAACAACAGAGAUAAAAUUAUACUACGGAUUCAAAACCAAAAGAUAUGGAGGAUUGCCUUCUCACUUCAUGGUCUCACAUGGCCCAAAGAUGAGGAGCCUUAUGCAGAUGAAGCAAUUGAACUACUGAGGACAACCAUAUCUCAGAGAUGGGUGGAGGUGGAACUGGAGACUAUUGAUGAAGAUGGACAUUUUGUGGGAUAUUUAUUGGAGUCAAAUACCCAUGUGAUAAUUCCCGUCCUUGAAGCCGGCCUUGCAAAACUUACAAGUGUUUGGCCCUUCAAUUAUGCCUUUAAAGCUGAGGCGUAUGCAAGAGAGAAGAAACUGAAAAUUUGGGAGAAUUAACAUUAAGAGGGCACUGGUGAUAUGGAGGAGAUAUCUAGCUAGCUAGUAUGUGCUGAGAAAUUACAAGAACAUAGAUUUUAGGAAUUGGGAAUUUUUUUAUCCUAUACUUCAUAGUUCUCGUUCGUUGUUGACGGUCAAUCGAUGAAGCUUGUUGCUCUUCCAAUUCUUGAUUAAAAUUAUAUAUUG